UGUCGUCGGUCUGAAAGGGGUCCCGUUCGACGCCAUUAUUUUGUGGAGCCUUUCCGGCCCCUGUCCGAUUGGGUUGUUUGUUUCAUCGACUUCUGACAUGCUGACACGUGAUUUCAGAUUUGGUUUUUUGUUUCACAAAAGAGAAUCAACCAACUGGAUUCAUCGUAGAAUGGUUGCCAAAAGGUAUGGUUCGAUGACGAAGUGGGAGAGAUGCCAGCCGUGAGAUCGGAGUCGGGGCACCACUUCCGGGCCUGGAGCACUUACUUGGAGAAGUCCGUGCCGUUCGGGGAUGUAUGUGGUGGGGUCCGGCCGGCAGCACUUUCACUUCACUCGGCCAGGCCGGGACCCCGCAUUUUCUUCUUACCCUUCGUUUACAACCUAACGACCUACGACAACUCGCUUCUCUUCAGCAUGAAUGGCUUCCAAAGUGCUGAUAUUCACUGGAGCUCCAGACAGCCGGGCGCUUGACUGGGCCACCCCGGAUCUACUUGUCGAAUUCGAUGAGCCCAUUGCCAGCUUCAUGGGCAUCCUCCAACCACGGGAAGAGCAGACCAUCAUCCCGGCCUCUGCUCCGACCCCUGCCGCAUGGAGAUCUCUUAGCCUCGUAAGAGAACGUAUCCCAACCGGCUACACACAACAAUAUGACUCCAGCUUCCGCUUCAACCCAGCUCACGGUCCGGAAGCAGUCGAUCAGCCCGAUGACUUUCUCACUACCGCGUCCAUAUCGUCGUCGUUUGACGAAUCGUCCGUCGUCCAUGGUGACUUGGAGUCCCAGUUCUACGAGCACUCCCUUACGUUGCAUCAACAUGUCCGAUCCUCGUACCUGGACGCUACAUUGCUUAGAGAAGCAGAGUCGCAACACUCCAUUACGUCGGCAAUGAGUGAGGAGGAUCUGGAUACGGCUUCAUUCUUGGAGACCACAGUUCAUGCUCUGGAUGGGGACGAGAACGUCAAAGAGCCCUUGACAUUCCGUGGCGGUGACCGCCUUACUGACCUCAAGGAUAUCCCAUCGGCCGCGUACCUUGUCAAGGCACAACCCCAGACCAUCACCUGCAAUCUGAUCGUCGGCAUCAUUUCCAUCUCUCCGCCGCGGUCGGUUAGCACUCGCUGGGGCUUAGACCGCUCCCUGGUCGAGGUGCUCGUGGGUGACGAGACCAAAGCUGGCUUCACCAUCACUUUCUGGCUACCCCCUGGCUGCGAAACCGUACAGGGCAGCAUGCUUGAAGGACUGCGGCAUAGGGAUGUGGUCCUCGUUCAAAACGUCGCCUUGAACGUCUUCAACAAAAAGGUCUACGGCUCCAGUUUGCGCAAGGGUCUGACCAAAGUCCACCUGCUUUUCCGAGCAAGGCUCGAUGCAACAGACGUCGGCGGUUAUUAUGCCCCUUCGGACUUAUCCGUGGCAAGAACGACGCAUCUCCAGCUGGACAAGACGCGGACAGUGUGGGAUUGGGUGCUACGGUUCGUCGGUCCCGGACCUAUCACCACCGCCGGUCCCGCGUCCACCAGGAGAAGAAGCCCUAGGAAGCGCAAGAACAACAAAGGUGCCUUAGCCUCAGCUGCUCGACCGUGGGAUCUGCCACCCCCUGAUACUCAGUAGCACGCCAGGAACACGUGGGUGUUUCAUACGAUUUAUAGAAACAGGGAGAUGAAGGCGUCGUAUUUUUAGUCAACAUCGGGGCUGAGCUUUUGGCUUGGGGCGGGUCAAC
This is a messenger RNA of Neurospora hispaniola, 1706 nucleotides long. RefSeq lists its product as uncharacterized. The record is from RefSeq and is a predicted model, not a curated record. NCBI's taxonomy places the organism in Eukaryota, Fungi, Ascomycota, Sordariomycetes, Sordariales, Sordariaceae. The transcript has a single exon. Bases 416 to 1597 code for a protein of 393 amino acids.